ACAGUAAAUAUUUGUAUUAGCCGGAGCCGGCUCGCUAAUGGUGGACGCGUGAAGCGGAGGAGCGGGCAGCGCGGCGUUGGUGGCGCCAUGUCCGUGAACAUGGAUGAGCUUAAGCACCAGGUCAUGAUCAAUCAGUUCGUGCUGACGGCCGGCUGUGCGGCCGACCAGGCGAAGCAGCUGCUGCAGGCGGCCCACUGGCAGUUCGAGACGGCCCUCAGCGCCUUUUUCCAGGAGACCAACAUUCCCUACAAUCACCACCACCAGAUGAUGUGCACUCCCGCCAACACCCCUGCAACGCCCCCCAACUUCCCAGAUGCCCUCACCAUGUUCUCCCGUCUCAAGGCCUCUGAGAGCUUCCACGGUGGCGGCAGCGGCAGCCCAAUGGCUGCCACGGCCACAUCACCCCCGCCGCACUUGCCCCACGGUGCCACCGGCAGCUUUGCAGCGCCCAGCUGGCCAAUGGUGGCCUCACCCCCAGGGGGACCACAACACCACCAGCCGCAGCAGCCGCCCCUGUGGACUCCAGCACCCCCUUCCCCCGCGUCAGACUGGCCACCCCUGGCUCCCCAACAAGCUGCCUCAGAACCAAGGGCCCACCCUGCCAUGGAGGCUGAGAGAUAAGGGAGGCCCCUCCCCCCUCCCGGAGGCCAGGACCCCGUGGGGCGGGGGAGAAGACAUCUCCACUGGCCCCCUUUACCCUCUGCCUGCACCCCCAUUCCCUGGAGCCCUGGAGGGGAGAGACUGGACCCCCUGUGCCAGCACUCAGGCUGCCCGCAAGUAUGCAGAAGUGCAGGCAUGCAGCACCCAGCUUGCAUGGAUAUGGUUCAGAUCACCUGGGUGCUGGUGGACAGAACUUCAGAGACCAAACAGUCUUUCCCAGAGGACUCCCCCACGUCAGGAGGCUGCGGACACUUGCCUCGCUCCUACCGGAGACUUGCCUGGCUCCUACCGUGGAGCUCCUUGGGGGCAGGCAGGCCUAGAUCCCCACCCUCGGGAAUGCAGAGCCUUCUCCGCAUGUGUGCGUGUGGCUGUGUCUGUGUAUUUAUACGUAUGUUACUCAAGAAGCAACCUAGUUUAUGGGGCAGCUGGACUUUGCAUGUUAGAGUGAGCCCUGAGUCCCUUGCCUGCUGCCCCCUCCCCAGGGCCCUCUUCUCUCCCCCCACUCAGCAGCCAGCCUUCCUGUUCCCUGCAGAGAAAAGGAUUGUGGGAAACUCCAGGACUCUUCCCACCCAUCCCCCAGUGCCUGCCUGCUGGGACUGCCUGCAUGCCUUGCCCAGAGCCCGGGGUACCCCAUACCUAUUUCCUUUCCCCCUUUUAACAAAGGAGAAGAAAGAGUUCCAAACCACCACCAGGCUCUGUGGUCUUGCCUCUUAUCCUAAGCUUUGCUGCCAGCUGGCUCUUUGUGGGGGGAGGGCACAAACAGCCCAGAACAGAGGGCUACCCUCCAGUCCCGCACUGCUCCUAUGUGUUGCUGUCUUUUCAUCCACAAUAUGCACUGGAAUCUUCCCCCCUACCCAAGGCUUUUCCCAUGAAGUUAGUUUCUGGCCUGUGUUCCCAGAAUCCCAGCCUCCGUCUACCCACCCUUCCCCCUUCCUGGCUAGAGGGAUCCAGACCUCCAGGGCUAACAACUGCCUUCCGGUCUGCUGGAGUUUCACAUAAAGACCUUUCUUCCUGUCUCCAGGCCCCAAUGGCUCGCUGAGGGCUGGACCCUCAAGCCCAACCUCCAGCAAACUUGCUGGGUGGGGCAGGGCCUUCCCCUGGGGAGGCACCGGCCACAGUCCUCAGGCUUAAAUGCAGAGCCAGUGAGGGCUAGGGACAGGACCAGGCUGGGGCAGAGUCCAUCCAGUGCUCAAACCAUUGGUCAUUAAGGAGACAGGCCACUCUGGGGCAACAGGCAGUGGAUCUGGGCUGCUUCUGAACAGGGCUGGGCAGGUACCUACUCUAGCCCCAAGGAAAAGCCAGAUGCCCCACACUGCCCUGGGCUACCCACAUGGGGUAGAGUGCCUGGGGCCCUCUGCAGUUCCUCACUCUCUAAUCGGGGAGCAGCCCCGUGCACAGCCCCGUCUGGGCACCUCCGUCGUACGUGGAUUGUGCCUGGCUUGGAGAGUUGCUUCUGUUUCAGAAGGCCUCCUGCCAGACAGGCCUUGGCACCACCAUUAGUCCUCUUGUUCCCAGGGAUGGGGCUGUGCUUCCCAACAAGGAUGCCUCUACCCAGCUUUGUCUCCACCCACAUCCUGGACAGGCUCUUGACGCAGCCCACCUGGGAUGACUGUUUACUCUGGUUGUCACUGAAGACCGACCUCUGGGACCCCACUUGAGCGGCUGCUUACAUUCCGGAAGUGUGUCCUCACCUUGAAACCCACUUUCCAACAGCCUCUCAGUUCCAGAGAGGACACAGCUCUGCAUGAGCAGCAGCUUCUUUUGGAUGGAAGAAAUUCUCAGGAAAUUGGCACAUAUACCCCCACCCCCACCCCCACCCCCCCUUCAAGUGGUAGGAAAAUGCUUUGUAGAGGCAAGCAUUUUUGGGUUAUCAGCUGUGUGGGGUGAGCAAGCCUGGGCUCUCCCAGCAAGCUAAUUACUGGGGUGGCUGUAUGUUAUGGAACAAUAGGAGACGGUGCACCAUCUAGAACUUGCCGUCCUGGAGAAAACAGGGCUGGACCCCAGGCAGGCCCCUGUGACCUGUAUGUGCACCACACCCUCACUGCUCAAAGUGGUCCUCAGGCUAGCAGCAUCACCUGGGGCUUGUUAGAGAUCAGACCUCAGGGCCCAGUUUGAGAAAUGUCCCCGGUAAGUGCUGGUCUGUUGGAGGUGAGGCCCAUUUUUGUUUCUGGGGGCCAUGUGGGCUGAGCCUGGAGGUCCCAGGGGGUCACAUUAGGCUAGAAGGGAUUUGAGGUUCCUGUAGACAUUGGUGCUGGAUCACUCUACCACGUGGGCAUCCUGUGCACUGUGGAAUGUCGGCCAGCAUCCUAGUCCCUACCCAGUAGAUGCUAGUAGCACCCCCAGGUGUGACAACCAAACUGUCUAUAGAUAUGGCGAAAUGUUCCCUAGGGGCAAAAUCUUCCCCUUCCUCAUGGAGAGUCUGCUCAAGGCUGGUCCCAUGGCUGGCUACACAGCAGACCCUCCUGGGGGCUCUGAAAAGACAAGCCCCCCCAGAUUCCUGGGCCCAGUUUCAGAAUUCCUGGGGUGGGGGUGGCCCUGACAGUAUAGUUCUAUAUUUUUUUAAAUAAGUUUUUAUUGAGUUUUAGAGAGAGAGGAAGGAAGAGGGAUAGAAACAUUAUUGAUCGGCUGCCUCCUGCAUACCCUUCUCUGGGGAUCGAGCCCACAACCCAGGCAUGUGCCCUGACCGGGAAUAGAACUGCCACCUCUUGGUUCAUAGGUUGAUGCUCAACCACUGAGCCACACUGGCCAGGCCUGACAGUAUAGUUUUAAACACUCCCAGAAUAUUGUUGAUUGACUUGUGAACAAGUUAAAAACCAUUCAAUUAAUUGCCCUAGCUCCGUGGUCUGCAAACUGUGGCUCGCGAGCCACAUGCGGCUCUUUGGCCCCUUGAGUGUGGCUCUUCCACAAAAUACCAUGGCCUGGGCUAG
Messenger RNA from Eptesicus fuscus (big brown bat), 3587 nucleotides. RefSeq names its product UBA like domain containing 1 (gene UBALD1). The transcript has 3 exons. NCBI's taxonomy places the organism in Eukaryota, Metazoa, Chordata, Mammalia, Chiroptera, Vespertilionidae. The coding region runs from base 88 to 621 and encodes 177 amino acids. The record is from RefSeq and is a predicted model, not a curated record. Gene Ontology annotation, molecular function: protein binding.